CUAAUACUUACAGUAGACUACUUCUUGUUUCCAUGCAGUGACAGUAAGUUGACUAACUGUUCAAGACCUCUCCCCUUCACGUCACUCUUCACUUGACUCACUGUACAAGACCUCUCCCCUUCACUUCACUCUACUGCAGGGUGGGAGAUGCAACAAUGGUCUUGAGAACAGCAGGAGGUGUGUUGGUGGUCUUUCUCUGGUCUGUGGCAGUUGUACGGGGGCAGAAUGUCUGGAGUGUGACUUACUCCACUCAGAGUAUCUGUGCCUUGAAGGGGUCAACAGUGAAGCUGUCCUGCUCUUUCAGAUAUCCCAGAGGUCAUAAAGUCACAUCAACCUUCUGGUUCACUAAAAUGGAGACUGAAGAUAUAGGUCUGGACCCAGAAUAUGCAGGUCAUGUGGAGUAUUGUGGGGAUAAGGAGAAAGACUGUACCCUGAGAAUCACAGACCUGAGAGAGAGAGACUCAGCUACGUACAGGUUCAGAUUAUUAACAGAUCAGGAAGGAGGGACAUAUACUGGAAAACUUGGAGUGACUUUGUCUGUCACAGGUCUUCAGGUGAAGGUGACUGGUGGACAUCAGGAUAAGACACUGACCUGUAUCACCACCUGUACUCUGACUGACAACCCCACCUACAUCUGGUACAAGAACGGACAACAUCUAGAUGAAAGCACCUCACCCCAGUACAAAAGCUCAAUCUCCAGCAACUACAUUGAUGGUUAUUCCUGUGCUGUAAAAGGCCAGGAGGAUCUCCACUCUCCUGCAGUGUGUGUUCAGGGUCAGGACUGCAACAGAGUAACUUACACCAAGAGGAGAAUCUGUGUCUUGAAGGGGUCAACAGUGGACAUAUCCUGUACUUAUGUUGGGUAUAAUAGAGUCAAAUCAUCACUUUGGUUUAGUCCUAAACGGAGUGCUAGUUGGACUAAUAAGUUGACACCUGAGGACCUAACCAGAGACCCAGGGUAUGCAGGUCGUGUGGAGUACACUGGAAGAGAGAGUGAAACAUAUGAAGGUCCCUCCUCCCUGAGAAUCUCAGAUUUGAGAGAGGAGGACUCAGCUGAGUAUCGCUUCGCUUUUAAAACUCAAAACUUUGAAUGGGGUCAUAGUUUCCCAGGAACAACUCUGUCUGUCACAGGUCUGCAGGUGAAGGUGACUCCUGCUGCAGAGGGACAGAAGACACUGACCUGUAGCACCACCUGUACUCUGACUGACAACCCCACCUACAUCUGGUAUAAGAACGGACAACGUCUAGAUGAGCCCACUUCCCAACAAUACUCUAGUAAUACACUAGUAGUGUUGGGUCAUUCUGCGGACAGUUACUCCUGUUCUGUUGAAGGUCAUGAGGACUUCCCCUCUCCUGCAGUGUAUGCUCCAAAGAACACCUCAGUGUCAGUCAGUCCCUCUGGUGAAAUAGUGGAGGGCAGUUCAGUGACUCUGACCUGCAGCAGUGAUGCCAACCCACCUGUGGACAAAUACACCUGGUACAAGAAGAAUGUAGCCUCACCAAAAGCAUCAGGACAGAGUUACAGCAUCACUAACAUCAGCUCUGAGGACAGAGGAGAAUAUUACUGUGAGGCUGAGAAUACAAUAGCAUCUCAUAACUCUACAGCUCUGAUGAUCAUUGUAGCAGAGAAACAAACCUCAGUUAUAGCUGCAGCUGUAGGAAUCAUAGUGGUUGUUCUGGGUGUCAUACUGGCUUCAUGUCUCUCUGGCUUCAUGUGGUUCAGGAAGAAGUCCUCCAAAUCCACCUCUGACACAAGACACACAGCAGACAACGGACAGGGAGACUCUAGUCCAGUGUAUGACAACAUCUCAGGCAUGGCCAUGACCCCUACUGCAGCACAGACAACGGCCACCGUCGACCAGGAUGACGUUCACUAUGCCAGCAUCCACUUCUCUCGCUUAAAAACCGUCCAGCUGUCUCAACCCCAGAAACAGGACGAGGAUGUCCAGUACGAUGCUGUGAAAUUCGACUGCCCCAGUUAUGCCAACCAGUGAACAUAUUCUGCCAUUACAACAACAGUCAAUUCUAGAGCAUUGUGGAUACACCGCAUUAAAGACUCACGGCAGCACAAGCAGCUGAGGAGGACUCCUCUGUUCUCUACAGUACAAUCAACUAACCCAGAACCGAGAAGACCUGAACAUUACAAUCCCAGAACCAAGAAGGUCUGAUCACAACAAACCCAGAACCAAGAAGAGCUUAACACAACAAACCAAGAAGACCUGAACACAACAAACCCAGAAGAGCUGAACACAACAAACCCAGAAGAGCUGAACACAACAUUUACAUUUUAGUCAUUUAGCAGACACUCUUAUCCAGAGCGACUUACAGUAGUGAAUGCAAACAUUUCAUUUUUUUUUUUUGUGUGUGUACUGGCCCCCCGUGGGAAUCGAACCCACAACCCUGGCGUUGCACACACCAUGCUGGCGUUGCAAACACUAUGCUCUACCAAGUGAGCCACAGGGAAACCCAGAAGACCUGAACACAACAAGUUUGACAGAAACCCUGUAUAUCUGGACCUGUCUAGUCCAACUAAGUAUUAUAAUAAUAUAUCAUGAUAUGCCAUUUAGAAACACUUUUAUCUAAAGUGACUUAUUAUGUGUGGAUACAUCUUUCAUGCCGGUGGCCCCAUUGGGAAUUGAACCCAAACACCAUGUUCUACCAACUGAGCCACAGGACUACUGUAUUCACACUUAGUUGGAGUGCUGAUCUAGGGUCAGUUUUGCCUUUUAAACUAUGAUGAAUAAGAUGGGGAACCUUGUAAAUCACUUUUAUGUUAAAUAUUUUUCCUUUCAUUAUUUAACUUCCCUGGGCUAGGUGGGACGCUAGUCAACAGCCAGUGGAAUCGCGUGGCGCGAAAUACAAAUACCUCAAAAAUGCUAUAACUUAAAUUUCUCAAAUAUAUGACUAUUUUACACCAUUUUAAA
Molecule: messenger RNA, 2924 nt
Organism: Salmo salar (Atlantic salmon)
Lineage: Eukaryota; Metazoa; Chordata; Actinopteri; Salmoniformes; Salmonidae
Source: RefSeq, a predicted model, not a curated record